AGCAUUUUCUACUAAUUUCUUUCCUCAUUUAUUAAGAGCUUUUGAAUUAAAGAUGGGAACUAUAGUAGCCUUGCUAGCUACUUCCUUUGUUUUGGUUCUUGUUUCAUUUUCAUGGAGGUUAUUAAAUUGGCUUUGGUUAAAGCCUAAGCAUCUGGAAAUGCAAUUGAGGAAGCAAGGGUUUUCUGGAAAUCGUUAUCGCUUGUUGUAUGGAGACAUGAAGGAGAGUUCAAAGAUGGCAAAAGAGGCAAUAUCAAGUCCAAUCGAAAUAUCCGAUGACAUUGUACCUCGUGUUCAACCUUUCACUCAUCAAAUUGUUAAGAAUUUCGGUAAGAAUUCUUUUGUAUGGUUUGGACCUGUACCAUGUGUGAAUAUCAUGGAACCUCAGAUGAUAAAAGAAGUUAAUGAGUAUGAGGAGUUUCAGAAGCCAAAUAUAAACCCUAUUCUCAAAAUGUUUGUGAAAGGGCUUGUUGUAUAUGAAGGUCAAAAAUGGGCUAAACACAGACAGAUCCUCAACCCUGCUUUUCAUAUGGAGAAGUUAAAGGACCUUCUUGGAAAAUUUUAUGUAAGCUGUGAUGAUAUGAUCAGCAAAUGGGAAGAAAUGGUGUCAACCACCGGAUCGUGCGAGUUAGAUGUUUGGCCAUGCCUUGAUAACUUAUCCAGUGAUGUCAUCUCAAGGGCGGCAUUUGGUAGUAGUUAUGAAGAAGGGAAGAAGAUAUUUAAGCUCCAAAAAGAGCAAAGUACAAUGGCGAUGAAAUUGAUUCAGCAAGUCUACAUUCCUGGACUGAGGUUUUUGCCAACUAAGACGAACAAGAGGAUGAAGGAGAUCAAUAAGGAAAUGCGAGUUUUGAUGAAUAACAUCAUCACUAAAAGAGAGAACCAAAUGAAGAUGGGAGAAACUUGCAACGAUGAUUUGUUGGGGAUUUUGUUGGAAUCUAGUUUGAAAGAAGCCCAAGAACAAGGAUACAUGAAGAAUGCUGGUCUAACAAUUGAAGAGAUAGUUGAAGAGUGUAAAUUAUUUUACCUUGCAGGAAGAGAUACAACUUCGGUCUUGCUUGUGUGGUUGAUGGUUCGAUUGGGCAAGCAUUUGGAUUGGCAAGCUCGUGCUAGAGAGGAAGUUUUACACGUUUUUGGUCAGAACAAACCAGAUUACAACGGAUUGAACAACUUGAAAAUUGUGACAAUGAUAGUAAACGAGGUCCUGAGAUUAUAUCCUCCCGUAAUUCUGAUGUAUCGUAUGAUCCACAAACCAACCAAAAUCGGGGACAUUUUGCUGCCACCAGGUGUACAAAUCUCAGUACCAACCAUGCUAGUUCAUAAUGAUCCUACACUAUGGGGUGAGGAUGCCACUGAGUUCAACCCCGAGAGAUUUUCCGAAGGUAUAGCUAAGGCAACCAACAGCCAAGUUAUAUACACGCCUUUCGGUUGGGGUCCAAGAAUAUGUAUUGGGCAGAACUUUGCCAUGCUUGAAGUUAAGAUGGCUUUGGCAAUGAUCUUACAACGUUACUCAUUCGAGUUGUCGCCAUCUUACUCUCAUGCGCCAUUCCUCGUCAUGAACCUUCAACCCCAACAUGGCGUUCCCAUGAUCUUGCGAAAAAUAUAAAAUCUAUCAGACAAUGACAAAUAUGUGUGAAAAUAAGUACUUGUAUAAUGUGUACUACUUUUAAUUUACCAGUUCAUGUAACCGUGUGCUCGUGAUGCUUGCCAUUUCAGA
Beta vulgaris subsp. vulgaris (sugar beet) is the source of this 1711-nucleotide messenger RNA. Its product is annotated as cytochrome P450 72A397. The record is from RefSeq and is a predicted model, not a curated record. Lineage: Eukaryota; Viridiplantae; Streptophyta; Magnoliopsida; Caryophyllales; Amaranthaceae. Gene Ontology annotation, molecular function: heme binding; oxidoreductase activity, acting on paired donors, with incorporation or reduction of molecular oxygen; iron ion binding.